Messenger RNA from Sinocyclocheilus grahami, 1926 nucleotides. RefSeq names its product Golgi phosphoprotein 3-like. The transcript is spliced from 4 exons. Gene Ontology annotation, cellular component: cytosol; Golgi cisterna; trans-Golgi network. The record is from RefSeq and is a predicted model, not a curated record. NCBI's taxonomy places the organism in Eukaryota, Metazoa, Chordata, Actinopteri, Cypriniformes, Cyprinidae. Gene Ontology annotation, biological process: Golgi organization; Golgi vesicle budding; Golgi to plasma membrane protein transport. Gene Ontology annotation, molecular function: phosphatidylinositol-4-phosphate binding. Bases 200 to 1084 code for a protein of 294 amino acids.
CGUCAUCGCUGUCCGCCAUAUUGCAUGAGGAACUAAGAGCGGAACGUCCCGGAUGCAUGUAAACAUCCACGUCAACAGAAAGUAUAUUGAUGAAACAGUUAUAAGGGCGCGGAACAGCGCGAAUACAGACAUUACGGGCUCUGGCGGAUGUAUAAUUAAAUGACUUAAACACGGUGGUGUUUUUAGGUUUGUGCAAACAAUGACUUCCCUAACGCAGAGAAGCUCGGGCCUGGUGCAGAGACGGACCGAGGCCUCGCGUAGCGCCGCCGCCGCGGAGAAGGAGAAAAGCCCCGGCGAGGAUGAGGACGAGUCCCGCCGCGGAGAGGAGGAGGACGACGACAAGGGAGACGCUAAAGAAACGCGGCUGACUUUGAUGGAAGAGGUGCUGCUGCUCGGACUGAAGGAUAGAGAGGGUUACACAUCAUUCUGGAAUGAUUGCAUAUCGUCUGGACUGAGAGGGUGUAUGCUUAUUGAACUUGCCUUAAGAGGACGCCUGCAACUGGAGGCGUCUGGAAUGAGGAGGAAAAGCCUGCUAAACAGAAAGGUGAUUUGUAAAUCUGAUGCCCCCACUGGAGACAUGUUGCUAGACGAGGCAUUGAAACAUGUUAAAGAGACUCAGCCUCCAGAGACAGUCCAGAGCUGGGUUGAGUUGUUAAGUGGUGAAACCUGGAAUCCGUUGAAGCUGCACUACCAGUUGCGAAACGUGCGAGAGCGCUUGGCUAAGAACUUGGUGGAGAAGGGCGUCCUCACCACAGAGAAGCAAAACUUCCUGCUUUUUGACAUGACCACCCACCCGCUCACCAACAACACCAUCAAGCAGCGGCUGGUGCGCAAGGUCCAAGAGUCCGUCCUGGAGAAAUGGGUCAACGAUCCCCAACGGAUGGAUAAGCGUCUGCUGGCACUGCUGUUCCUGGCACAUUCCUCUGAUGUUCUAGAGAACGCCUUCUGUCCUCUGCUGGACGACCAGUACGAUCUAGCCAUGAAGAGGGUGCGGAUGCUUCUGGAUCUCGAGCCCGAGGCUGAAGCUGCCAAGUCAGGCGCCAACGAGCUGCUGUGGGCGGUGGUGGCCGCUUUCACCAAAUGAACCUCCAGAGUAGAGAGAAAGGGACUCAACUUUGUGCUCAUGGCAUUGGACUCCGACUGCUGGCCCCAAGCUUGGUUGAUUCGGACUAAUUUUGGUGAUGGUGAUGAUGGAAAUGCAAAUUAUGAAGUAGAAGAUGCUGAUGAUUACGAUACUUGGAAAGGGACAGCUUUUUCUCAUUGUCACAAAUCUGUCUCUGACCUUCACAAAGGUGUUGCCCUGUCUACUUCAAAUGGCCAAUAGUUGCUACAUGAUUGCAAUUCACUGUGAGGCUUCUUGUAGUUCAUGCACUUAGAUCAUAAAGUUCAUGUAAGAACAGAAAUGAGCACAGUGAAGGGAGGGGGUUUGUAAAGGGUCUGUACUUAACUAGGCCGUGACUAAUCUUAAUCCAGAUCCUGGUAUAGUUCUACAGUAAUUUCAGUAAACUCCAUGUGUCUUUGAAUAAGGAGCCACUUCUUCCGAACACACAGGUUUGAUGAUCCUUGUCAUGGUUACAUGGAAAGGUCCAGUUUCGGUUGCAUUUGCAUAUUCAGCAGGAAAUGUUCCAUUCGUUUCUGCUACCUGAAAUGAGUCCGGAGUUGAAAGAAAAUAAACCAAUUCACAUUACAAAAGACUGAAACGCAAGCAUAAGUUUUUCUCCGGUGCUUUGAAGAUACAUGACCCUGCUUCCUUGCAAGUCUUCUUUCCAGAAAUCCACUCUUUCUGAAUGCUCAAAGAAUAAAAUGUUCUAAUGCGUGCUAAUAUUUUAGUUUUUUUGCUUGGCGAUUCACAUCGGCCUGUGUAUGAAGUGACUCUAACUUGACAGCGAUUGUUAUAUUACUCACAGCCUUUUGUUCGGCUUAUCA